Molecule: messenger RNA, 1041 nt
Organism: Balaenoptera ricei (Rice's whale)
Lineage: Eukaryota; Metazoa; Chordata; Mammalia; Artiodactyla; Balaenopteridae
Gene: TBPL2
Product: TATA-box binding protein like 2
Exons: 7
Coding region: 19-1041 (340 amino acids)
Biological process (GO): DNA-templated transcription initiation
Molecular function (GO): DNA binding; RNA polymerase II general transcription initiation factor activity
Source: RefSeq, a predicted model, not a curated record
ACAGUGAGCCCUCCGUCCAUGGAGGGGGAAGAGACGUACCUGGAGCUCUACCUGGCCCGGUGCGCCGCCCAGGAUGACCUUGCUCCACCCAGAUCACCCCUGCUCAGCCCAAUUGUGCCUUAUGAUGUGUACACAUCCAAUCCAGAGACUACGUUUAAUUCACAGCUUGAAGAAGUCACAGUAACAUCUGGCAAUUUCUCAUCUGUGGAUCUUAGCUUCCUACCAGAUGAGCUUACCCAGGAAAAUAAAGACCAGACUGUCAUUAGAAGCAAGCAUGAAACUGAAGAAAAUUGUAAAACUAAAAGUUGGCAAAGUAGGUUGCCAUUACCCAGCCAACAGGACGUUGGCCUGGCCUUAAACAGCAGCGGUGGGUCAAAUUCCCAUUCACAUCUCCACCCUGGUGAUGCUGACUCAGCCCAGCCCUCUCCUGAGAAACCACACUCCUUGCCUCUGGCAUCCAUAACUCCCAUGACACCAGUGACCCCUGUUUCAGAAUGUUCUGGAAUUGUGCCUCAACUACAGAAUAUAGUUUCCACUGUAAACCUGGCCUGUAAAUUGGAUCUGAAGAAAAUAGCUUUGCAUGCAAAAAAUGCAGAAUAUAACCCAAAGAGGUUUGCCGCCGUCAUAAUGAGGAUCCGAGAGCCCAGGACCACAGCCCUCAUAUUUAGCUCUGGGAAAAUGGUCUGCACAGGAGCCAAAAGCGAAGAGCAGUCUCGACUUGCAGCAAGAAAGUAUGCUCGUGUGGUGCAGAAGCUGGGCUUUCCCGCCAGAUUCCUCGAUUUUAAAAUUCAGAACAUGGUUGGAAGCUGUGAUGUGAGAUUUCCUAUUAGGCUGGAAGGUUUGGUGCUAACCCAUCAGCAGUUCAGUAGUUAUGAACCUGAACUGUUCCCUGGCCUUAUUUACAGAAUGGUAAAACCACGAAUUGUGUUGCUUAUCUUUGUAUCUGGAAAAGUUGUGUUGACAGGUGCCAAAGAACGUUCUGAGAUCUAUGAAGCAUUUGAAAACAUCUAUCCUAUUCUAAAGGGUUUUAAAAAAACCUGA